AUUUUUUUUUGAUAAGUCGUGUGAUUGUGGAAAAUUGCCGGAAUUGUUCGAAGUAUGAUUUUAAAGUAUAAAUUUAAUUAAUUACUGCACCAAAUAACGUUAUUUAAAUAGUAAAUUGAGUCACAAUGUAAAUGAAUUGAAGUACUGUUCAAGUAAAUUGAUCGUAUACUCAAGCUCAAAGAAUACAAUCAACGAUGAUAAAUGUAAAGUACGAUGUUGAUAACGAAAUGAUUGAUAAUGCAAUCGAACUAUAUUUAGAAAAGAAGCGAAUAACAGAAGAAGACGUAUUGAAAAAUGGAGCGAGUAAUUUAACCCAAACACCGAUAAAAAUGCUGGAAAAUCUGAUUUUGGAUUACCACACGUCUCAAAAUAAUACAUAUAUUUACAGCUGUACGACUCAAAGCAUCACACAAAUGGAUACCGAAUUCAUGAAGUUGAAAACUUGGAUAUGUGAUAUGGAAAAUACGAAAUGCAAGCAAGAGUUAUCGCAGCUUUUAUUCCCUGUAUUUUGUCAUUUGUACUUGGAUACAUUGUGUGAAAGUAACGGUCAACAUUGCCAAGCUGCCAUGAUAUUUUUCAAGCGACACCAAGGUUUAUUUACCCGCGAAUCUUUGAGAGAUAUAAUAAAAGAUAUUGGAAAUAUCUUCAAAAAAGAUGAAAUCGAAAAUAAACCGCUGAUUAAAGCUUUUCGAUCUGCAAAAUGUGAACUCAGGCUGUCAUCUACUUCCGCUACUCUACUCAGGAAUUUUAUUUCGAAAUGUGACGAGCCUAUGAUAUUAUUAAAUGUACUUAAUUCUUGGUUCGUAAUCGAAGACCAAGAUAAUAACAUUCGCGAAGACGAUGAUCCGUCGGUUUGUCCAGAAUCCGAAAUGAUUAUGGGCCAACGUGUUGAAAACGGAUCACCGGAGCUGAUGCACGAUGAAAGUGAUACAGUAGGCAAUGAAGGCAGUAGUGAUUCUGACAGAGAGAACGAUUCGACAUCCGAUCACAAUUUGGACUCGUUGAUGAAAACUUUCAAAAAUAUACGAAACUCAAUACCUCAACCGAUGCCUUUACUUUUGCUACAAAUGCAUAAUGCUCAAAACAUAACUUGUAGUUCAGUGUGUUACCGCUCGAAAUUAUUAACAUGUGGAACUUUGGAUUCGGAUAUCAAGACUUUUUCGUUUUCCGAAGAAAACCAAAAUCUACCUCAAGCUAGAUCUCUUCCGGUUAAAUUAAGAAUACCAAAUUAUGAUAGUAGUUUAAGCGAGGAUACAAGUACGAAACAUUUUUCUGUCAUGAGAGGUCACUGUGGAUCAGUUAGCUCGGUGAAAAUGAUCGAGAAUCCGGAUAUUAUUCUAUCUACUUCUGAAGAUAGCACGAUGAGAGCUUGGAGACGUUCUGAUUUCUCAUGUGUUGCGGUCUACAAGGGCCACGAUAGUCCAGUUUGGGGUCUAGACGUGAGUGCUUUGAAUCUAUACGUAGCAACUGCAUCACGCGACAGAACUGCUCGGCUAUGGACGUUAGAUAAAACAUAUCCAUUGAGAUUAUACAUCGGUCAUUACGAUAGUGUUACAUGUGUCAAGUUCCAUCCGAACGGUAUUUACCUGGCCACAGGUUCGAUUGAUAAAACAGUAAGGCUGUUUUCCGUUAUCGACGGUAAAACUGCUCGUGUAUUUACCGGACAUACUGGUCCAGUUUAUUGUCUUUCCUUCAGUCCUGACGGAGAAUAUUUAGCGUCAGCUGGUGAUUAUAAAGAAGUGAUAGUAUGGAAUUUAGCCCUGGGGCAACAAUACAUCUCAGUCGAUACGAGUUCUCAGUUCGUUUGUGAUUUAUCAUGGAAUUUGGAUUCGUCUGUCUUAGCAAUAACAUUCUUGAAGCGAUACAUCUCUCUUUUAUACGUGCAAAAGAAAAAGAAAGAGAACGAACAUAACAUCAUUGGUAAAUACGAUCUUCCAGAUAAUAAGUUCACCUCGUGCCAGUUCUUGGAGAAAAAUAAUUUAGUAGCGGUUUCUAUCGUAUGACUAUUUCGAAAAUGUUUAGCUAAUUUUUCACCGCUGCAUUUUAUGUCUUUCUCUAAGGUUGUACAACGAUUCCCCUUCCGCUCUUUCUCUCUAUUCGUGUUAAAUUUCCAUACAGUAUUGUAGAUUAAAUUUUUUAUUUUCGUGUACAUUCGUUCUAGUCGUUUCUCGUUGCAUGUAUGUUUUUUUUUUUACUUUUAUAGAUUUUUUUAAUAAAUUAUUUUUCUUAUAA
Planococcus citri (citrus mealybug) is the source of this 2232-nucleotide messenger RNA. Its product is annotated as TAF5-like RNA polymerase II p300/CBP-associated factor-associated factor 65 kDa subunit 5L. Gene Ontology annotation, biological process: transcription initiation at RNA polymerase II promoter. Gene Ontology annotation, molecular function: RNA polymerase II general transcription initiation factor activity; protein binding. NCBI's taxonomy places the organism in Eukaryota, Metazoa, Arthropoda, Insecta, Hemiptera, Pseudococcidae. The record is from RefSeq and is a predicted model, not a curated record. Bases 195 to 2003 code for a protein of 602 amino acids. Gene Ontology annotation, cellular component: transcription factor TFIID complex. The transcript has 11 exons.